CCUGUCCCUCCAGGCAGUCUCUGUUGUUCUGCCCCUGAGCACAGUUGGAGCCUACAGGAGGAGAUGCCAUGACCUUCACCUUCACAGCCCUGCUCUGUCUGGGACUGACUCUGGGCCUCGGGACCCCAGUGCUGACAGGGGCCCUUCCUAAACCUGUCAUCAGAGCACAGCCACAUUCUGUGGUCUCCAAGCAGAAUAAGGUGACUUUCCUGUGUGAGGGAGCCAUAGAAGCCAAAGAGUAUAGAUUUUAUAAAGAACCAUACCAAAAUCCAUGGCAGAGAGAGAUUUCACCGAAUCCUAAGAACAAGAAUGAAUUCUCAAUCUCAAAAUUAGACUAUCAAAACGCAGGGCGAUAUCGCUGUCGAUAUCGGACCCUUAAGGGAUGGUCAGAGUACAGUGACUCCCUGGAGCUGAUGGUGACAGGAUUCUACAGUAAACCCAGGCUGUCAGCCCAGCCCAGCCCUGAGGUGACUGAAGGAGGGAAUGUCACCCUCCAGUGUGUUUCAUGGCAGGCACAUAACUGUUUCAGUCUGACUAAGGAAGGACCACAGCAGCUGUCCCAGACACUGGACUCACGGUGUAGCACCUAUACUUGGCAGUACCAGGUCCAGUUCUUUGUGGGCCCUGUGAUCUCCAGUCAAAGGUGGAUAUUCAGAUGCUACAGCUUUGACAAGAACAGUCCUCAGGUGUGGUCAGAACCUAGUGACCCCCUGGAGUUCCUGGUCUCAGGGACCCUCCACAAACCCACCAUCAAGGCUGAGCCAGGAUCUGUGAUGACCUUUGGAAGUCCCAUGGACAUCUGGUGUCAGGGGACCCUGGAUGCAGAAAUCUAUGUUCUGCAUAAAGACGGAAGCCAAAUGCCCUGGGAUACACAGACCCCAGAGAAUCUGGAGAACAAGGCCAAGUUCUCCAUCUCUUCUGUGACUCACCUAGAUGCAGGGCAGUAUCGCUGUUACUGUUACAGUUCAGCUGGCUGGUCAGAGCGCAGUGACACCCUGGAACUGGUGGUGACAGGACUCUACAGCAUUAAACCCCAACUGACAGCCCUGCCUAGCCCUGUGGUGACUUCACGAGGGAACAUGACUCUCCAAUGUGUCUCAUGGGUGGGAUAUGACAAGUUCAUUCUCACCAAAGAAGAUCAGAAGUUCCUCAGCUCCGUGGACUCACAAUAUAUACACAGUACUAGGCAGUACCAAGCCGUGUUCUCUAUAGAUCAUGUAACACCAGAUCACAAAGGGACAUUCAGAUGCUAUGGUUACUACAAUCAUACCCCACAGCUGUGGUCAGUACCCAGUGACCCCCUGGAAAUACACAUCUCUGGGCUGUCUAAGAAGCCCUCCCUGCUGUCUCACCAAGGCCAUAUCCUGGAUCCUGGAAAGAGCCUCACCCUGCAGUGUUUCUCUGACAUCAAAUAUAACAGAUUUGUCCUGUACAAAUUGGGGGGAGCUGACUUCAUUCAGCAAGAUGGCCAGUGGACUCAGUCUGGUCUCUCCAUUGCCAACUUCACACUGGGCUCUGUGAGCAGCUCUACUGGAAGCCAGUACAGAUGCUAUGGUGCACACAACCUCUCCUCUGAGUGGUCAGCCUCCAGUGACCCCCUGGAUAUCCUGAUCUCAGGACAGUUUCAGGUUAUUCCUUCCCUCUUAGUGAAGCCUAACUCCACGGUACACUCUGGAGACAACGUGACCCUGUUGUGUAAGACAGCAUACAAAGUGGACACUUUCAUUCUGUCCAAGGAGGGAGCAGCACACCAACCCCAGCGUCUAAAACCAAAGUCACAAGCUCGGGAGAUCCAGGCAGAAUUCUCCAUGAGUGCUGUGACCUCUGACCUCUCGGGCACCUACAGGUGCUAUGUUUCUCAAGACUCAUCACACUACCUGUUGUCAUAUGCCAGUGCCCCUGUGGAGCUCACUGUCUCAGGACCCACUGAAGCCUCUAACCCACCACCCUCAAGGCCUAUGCCAGCUGGACUGGAAAGAUACUUGCAGGCUCUGAUCGGAGUUUCUGUGGCCUUCCUCCUGUUCCUCUUUAUCCUUGUCUUCCUUCUUCUUCGACGAAAACAUCAGGGCAAAUUCGGGAAGAAAGCCCGGGAAGAGACAGAAUUGCAGCUUCCUGCAGGAACUGCAGCGCCAACAGCCAGAGAUAGGGGCCCCCAGAAGAGAUCCAACCCAGCUGCUGCCACCCAGGAAGAAAGCCUUUAUGCUUCAGUGGAGGACAUGAAAUCUGAGGAUGGUGUUGAGCUGGACAGUUCGAGACCACCUGAAGUAGACCCCUCGGGAGAGACAUAUGCCCAGGUGAAACCCUCCAGGUACAGGAGGGCAGAAGCCCUCCUACCUUCUGUCCUGUCAGGAGAAGUCCUGGAAACAAAAGAUGGAAACGAAACAGAAGAGGGCAGAGAGAUGGACACUCAGGCUGCUGAUUCAGAGGAGCCCCAAGAUGUGGUCUAUGCCCAGCUGUGUAGCAGGUCGCUCAGACAGGGGACAGCUGUACCUCCCCGCUCCCAGGCAGGGGAAGCCAUGGAGGAGCCCUGUGUAUAUGCUGCCCUGGCAGUCACUCGACCAGGUUCUGUUCCCGAUGACAAGGGGCAAUGACCUCCGCCUGCCAAGAGUCCUAACAGAGACCUCCAGAAAUUCUGGGAACCCUUGCAAACCU
This is a messenger RNA of Chionomys nivalis (European snow vole), 2652 nucleotides long. RefSeq names its product leukocyte immunoglobulin-like receptor subfamily B member 3. Gene Ontology annotation, biological process: cytokine-mediated signaling pathway. The coding region runs from base 69 to 2591 and encodes 840 amino acids. The record is from RefSeq and is a predicted model, not a curated record. Gene Ontology annotation, molecular function: inhibitory MHC class I receptor activity. The transcript is spliced from 15 exons. Lineage: Eukaryota; Metazoa; Chordata; Mammalia; Rodentia; Cricetidae.